Molecule: messenger RNA, 1983 nt
Organism: Cryptococcus amylolentus CBS 6039
Lineage: Eukaryota; Fungi; Basidiomycota; Tremellomycetes; Tremellales; Cryptococcaceae
Exons: 10
Coding region: 1-1983 (660 amino acids)
Biological process (GO): intracellular protein transport; vesicle-mediated transport
Cellular component (GO): CORVET complex; fungal-type vacuole
Source: RefSeq, a predicted model, not a curated record
AUGCCACCACCGCCACAGCUCACCUCCCAUCUCAGACACAAUCCCCCAGCGCCGUCCACCUCGGGCGACUCGGAAUCUACAGCGCUGCCGGGGGCUCCGGUCGAGAAGGGCGUCGAGGUCGGCAUCCUCAGAGAGCUAGCCAAGACCGCACUGGUUGAGAGUCUGAAUGAUAUACAAGGAGCCAAGUCGCUGAUCCUGGAUCCAGCGCUUGCUGGACCACUGGGUUUAGUCACGGAAGUGGCCUUGCUGAAGAACCAGGCAGUAGACAAGAUGUUCUGGCUCGAACCUGGUCCUCUGAGCGUCAAUACACGGAAUGUGGUCUGGCUGUGCCGGCCAAGGACGGGGUUCAUGAGGGUCAUUGCUGAUCAGAUCAGGGCGCAUCAGAGGACCCCGCCUCCGGGUGGCCCGCUACACUAUACCAUCUUGCUGGUGCCAAGAGUGACAGAGCUGUGCAGAAAGGUGCUUGAGGAUCAAGGCGUGGCGGGCGAUGUAACCUUGUCUGAAUUCAAGCUCGGACUCAUUCCCAUGGAGGACGAUCUCCUCUCUCUGGAGAUGGAAGACGUCUCUAGGGACAUGUAUAUGAAUGGAGACGACACGCCGAUAUAUCACUCCUCGCUCGCUCUCAUGACGUUCCAGCGAGCGUUCGGCUUGUUCCCUCGCAUAAUCGGCAAGGGCGAUGCUGCCAAGAAACUUGCAGACCUCUUGCGGCGCCAUCACUCCUCCGGUCCCUCACAAUACACCGAGAUUGAACCCUCUUCCAAGAUUGACAGCUUGAUCAUCGCGGACCGGUCGGUCGACUGGGUAACACCGAUGUGUACGCAGUUGACCUACGAGGGUAUGCUAGAUGAGUUUGUAGGGAUCAAGAAUGCGCAUAUCGAGGUCGACUCUUCCCUCCUAGAAAGCAACCCAGCCCCUUCACAGCCCUCCUCCUCUUCUCUACCAUCUACGCCACUGGCAAAGAAACGCAAACAUCAUCUCGCCUCUGAUAAAGACGCCCUCUUUUCCGACAUUCGUGACCGCAAUUUUGCCGUGGUCGGCUCGCGUCUGUCCAGAUUGGCGAAGAGGUUGAAGGACGAGAAGGGGGAUGCAAAGAAUCUGAAGAGUGUACAGGAAAUGAGGAGCUUUGUGGGAAAGAUGGGUGGUUUACAAAGCGAGCAACAGAAUUUGAAACUUCAUACCGAGCUCGCAGAGACCCUCAUGAAUGUUACCAAAACCGAGGAAUUCAAUAAGAACCUUGAAGUACAGCAAAAUCUCGUCGCAGGUUACGAUGUCUCGGCCCAAUACGCCACCAUCGAAGACCUCAUGUAUCAGCAAGCCCCUUGGCAAACCGUCCUGCGCUUGGUGAUCCUUGCAAGUUUGACGAGUGGCGGUCUCAAGCCAAAGGUCCUAGAGGGUUUUAAGAGGGACUUUUUGCAAAUCUAUGGGUACCACCAUCUGCCUUUACUCGUCAACUUGCAAUCUCUUGGCCUUCUCCGUGCCCCGCCCCCGACGCCACAGACAUUCUCGGCCCUUCGAAAGUCCCUGCGGCUCAUUGUAGACGAUAUCAAUGACGCGGCACCCAACGACAUAUCAUACGUCUAUUCGGGCUAUGCCCCUAUAUCCAUCCGCCUCAUACAGUGUAUCACACAGAAGAACGUUAUUCUUUCUGGGCCGUCCGAAGAUGAUGUGCAAGGUAGAAGGGCAUUGCCGAGGGCGCACGGCAUUUCAGGGUGGAAGGGUUUUGAAGAUUUAGUCGGGGGGCUACACGGUGCGGUCGUCGAUGUAAAACAAGAGACAGACGUGGCGAGAGACGUACCCAAUAGCACCACCACGACUGUAGUAUUCUUCCUGGGUGGAUGUACCUAUACAGAGAUUGCGGCUCUGCGGUGGAUGGCCAAGCAAGCGAAGGGGAGAAAAUUCCUUAUAGCCACUACCGGAAUCAUUACCGGAAAUUCUCUAAUUGAAGGUUUCGGGGACAAGGCCCCUGUACCUCUUACAGAAUAG